Meira miltonrushii is the source of this 1302-nucleotide messenger RNA. RefSeq lists its product as uncharacterized. Lineage: Eukaryota; Fungi; Basidiomycota; Exobasidiomycetes; Exobasidiales; Brachybasidiaceae. The transcript has a single exon. Bases 23 to 1264 code for a protein of 413 amino acids. The record is from RefSeq and is a predicted model, not a curated record.
AUCAUCAUCAUCAUCAAGCAAAAUGGCAUUCUUGGGAGCGGCUGUCAGAUGGCCAGAUGCGCUGGGUCUCAAUGCAGAAGAGAUCCUCGCAAAAUGGCAACCCCAUCUGCCUUCACCUUUAUCCGAACUUUCGCCAGAUCUUUUGUUCUCAAUCUUGGUUUCGUUUACUGUGAUUGUACUCCUGACAUUCAUAAUCACCGCCUUACAAGCACGUCAUCCUCGUGCAAUUGCUGAACAUGCUACAGCCGAGAAGGGAAGCACAAAUAGGAAGAGAAGGCUAAAAGCAAGCGAUACUCCGCUCACUCUUCUUGCUGGUCCUUCUGGCGUGGGCAAGACUUCACUCUUUAGCGCUUUGGCAUUCAAUUCAGUCCCAUCUGUGCAUCCAUCACAGCGAGAAUCUGAGAGCUUGAUCAACUUGGCUGCACCAGUUUCAACCUCGAACGAAAAGGACCAGUUCAGCUCACAGCAACAGAGAAAUGUACUUCUUAUCGAUACACCAGGACAUCCGCGCAUUAAAGACCGCAUUAUUGGCGACUACAUCAAACAAUCCGAUGUGAUCGUUUUCUGUCUAGACGCAAAAGAAGCUUUGCGUGGUGGUGCCGGACUGGGAGUUGCCAAAGAAGGCAGCUUGAUCGAAGCAGUGGAUCAUUUGCACCAAAUCCUUAUCCAAUUAGCCAAAAGUCGCCGAAACGCUAAAUCUGUUCCUCCAACAUUGGUACUCUUGUUUACCAGAUCCGACCUUUCGCCUCAUUUGGCCAAUGUUUCACUUUCUUCCAUGUCGGCAGACGAGAGCAAGAGACGGGCAAUUCUACUGACUCGUGCACGAACGGCAGUAGAAGUGGAAUUGGGCCGCAGAAGAGCUGGAAUGGGAUUCGGUGCAAGACGAACGACAAAAGUUGGAGGAAUGUCAGAGGUGACGGGUGGAUCUUCGAAUAACUCUCUUUUGUCAAGCAUCUUUGGCAUUUUCGGCUUCAAGUCCAAUCGUCAAGGGGAUGGAUCAGCUGCAGAUGCGGGCCAACACGAAGAAGAGGAUGAAGAAGUGAUUGAUUAUGUGGAUUGGGAUGUAUUGGAGCGAACAAUGAGCAGCCCCAGUAAGAACGGUAUAGGACUUUCUGCGGGAACUAGCUUGGAGAGGCUUGAUUCAGACAUCGUUGAAGGCGGCAAGGCCAUCUGCGCAUUCGCAAGUGUAGGCAAGGAGCGAGGUUGGGACGAGCGUAGUGUGGAUGGUCUAGACGAAUUGAGGAGAGUUUUGCUUAAAGUGUAAUUGAUUUUGUAUUGCUAAAUCGUAUAAUGGAUGCAUUA